Molecule: messenger RNA, 982 nt
Organism: Monopterus albus (swamp eel)
Lineage: Eukaryota; Metazoa; Chordata; Actinopteri; Synbranchiformes; Synbranchidae
Exons: 5
Coding region: 1-942 (313 amino acids)
Source: RefSeq, a predicted model, not a curated record
AUGGGGAGAGAUGACACCACUGUGGUCAGCUUAAUAACUGGAGGAGAUGAGUCAGCAUACACGGAUGAGGUGAGGGCAUUGUCCAAGUGGUGCGUAGACAACAACCUGUCCCUCAACACCAGGAAGACCAAAGAAAUGUUGACUGACUUCAGAGGAGGAACAGGAUGGAUCAAUGGGGAUGAGGUGGAGCGGGUCUCCACCUUUAAGUUCCCUGGGGACUACACAGCAAAUUCAGUUAAAAUUCUAGUGUUGGACGCGCUCUCAUUUGCCAGUAUAUUGAAAAUUUUCGUCAUCACACUACAUGUGAAUCUACGUUCUCCAGCGAGACUCCAGUACUCUGGUGCUCUCCUAUUUUUCUCCACUUCCUGGUUGUUUCACCUGGUGUUUCUCUGGGGGCAUCUGCCUCGGGCCCUCGCUGCAUUUGAGCUCCACGUGCAGCGGCUUGCCUCCUCCGAGCUAUGCCACUUCAGCUCGCCUUCUCUGAGCUCCUGGCUGCGCUCCCUCAUUCUGCGCGGGCGGGCGUGCGCAUGCUCCCUGCACUCGGCUCCUCCACGCCGCAGCUAUCUUCACCCCAGGACUUCUGUCUCAGUCGGUUUGCCUCUGCAGAGUGGGAUCCCAGCCUCUCUACUGCCUCCUCUGAUUAAGCACUCCAACCUCUACUCUCAGACUGCACUCUCCUCUGUCCCUGGCCAUCUGCUCUACCCAGCUCCCAGGUACAGAAGGUUGUACAACAAGAAGUUCAGGAUGUGCAGGCGUUGCACACUGAGGAGCACUACUGUGCGCAGCAGGUUGUCUGCUACAGAGAACAGGCAUGAGGCCAGGCGAUCCAUGUCAUCUUGGGAUUCUGUUGGGUAUCCCUGCCCCCACUCAUGCAGGAGCUGUUGCAGAAGCAGCAGAGGGCUCUGUGGGUCAGCUUGUGAUAUUUUUAGGCAUUUCUAUUGAGCAGCGCUUUAUUGUCCUGGAAGAGGUCUUGUGUCUGUGG